AUGGCAGGCUUCCCAUCUCUUCAGCCCGCGUUCACCGUCCGCGUCGACAUCGAUGCGCCGAUGCAAGUCGGAGGCCAGCAUGGCGCGCAGUUGGUUAUCGUCCCGAUGGUAUCGGGUACAGUGAAGAGUGAACCGGGCUUCGAGCCAAAGCUGGAUGGAGAGCUGCACGGUACCGGCUACGACUACAUUCACAACGACGCCGAUGGCGGAAACAUGCGCUUGGACGUCAGGAGUCAGGUCAAGAAUCAUGACGGAACGAUUCUAGCAAUGUACUAUAAGGGCACCGUGAAGCUCACGCCUGGUGUCGGCAAGGUGCUCUCUGGUGCCUCGGAUGCUAAGACCACGGACUACGGCGACUCGUUUGUCAACUUCACUUUCGAGACUGGCAACGAGAAGUACAAAGACCUGCAGAAUGGGACGUAUGUCGCUGCCGGCCAUUUCGUCACAGGCGAGGGAAAGCCUGGUGUUGUGGUGGAGUACAAGGUUAGCAAGGUCGUGUAUAAGGCCUCAUCAGCAAAGAUGAUACCGAAGAAAAAGUACAUACUCGGUGACUUCACCAAGUACGCGACAGGCAGACUUGCGACCCACUCCACCGCCAUAUCUGACAUGGCACUCUACCAAUUCUCCGAGAAGCUGUAUCUGGACGAUAAGCACAACACACAUCGACGCCACAUGCUCCUAGUUGGUCACUAUUCACGCAAAGCCGGCGGCCCGCCAGUAUGGGCAUGCGCUACGGGCGAAAAGAUCUGUUACUAUUCUGGGCCAGGAAAGCAAGUCACUCCAUUGGUGCAGGACAUACAUUCGUCAAAGGUCUAUUAUGAUCCGCCCUUCAGCUAUAUCGGUGGCUCGCACGAUUACAGCAGUCAGAGGCCUGGGAUGAAUCCGGAACGCAAGCUUGAGCGUGCGGUCGUAGACUCCGCUAUCAACUUUAUCUUCUUGCUGAGUGGACGACUAGAGCAGGUCUUCGAUCUUGUGAACCCGCACAUACUUGGCCACUUCAAACUCGCUUGUACAAACUUGGUGCGACAUGACGAGCCUCAUACGGGAAAUGCUUCAUACGAGCAGACCUCGGAGAGUACAGUCUCUGCUUCACCGGCCAAUGGAAGGCUACAUUCUCAUGAACCCAUUGCGUUCGCGGAGCCAACCCUUCAGCUUGCACACCGCAGCAAGAGUACCGCCUCGCCCAUUCUGGGCAAGCGUCAGUUCGUAGACCUCAGCGACGAUCGGACUGGUGAUCUACCAUGUGGUGACGACUAUGAAACCGAGAUCCACGCCAAAUACGAACGAGAGAUACGAGAACUCACAGCUCAGCUUGAGCAGCAGCAAGCGAAGACGGGCGAUGCAAAAGAGAGGCUCAUGCGGGAAAAGACGAAGCGACGCCUGGCACAGGUGGAACGCGAGACAUGGAGGGAAAAGUACAUCGAGCAACAGCGCCUAGCUCAGUCGGCCGCGAAGAGUGUCAAAGAAGAGGAGGAGAGUGAAGAUUGGAAGGCCAUGCUGUUCGAUCAAGAGAAGAAAACUGAGCACUACAAGCUCAAGUACAUUGCUCUGAAGGAAGAGAAAAAGGUUUGGCAGGCGCAAACUGCACAGGAGGGGAGGAAUAAUACCGAACCAGAGCACCUGCACACCAGUCAAGAAACAGACCUCGUACAAGAGCGCGAAGCAGCAGCAGAGCAGCAAGGCGAACGCGUCCAGCGAAACCGCAACACAAAACGGAAUAUGUUCGGAGACAAACAGAAAACCAAGCCUACGAGCUACCGCCCACUGCAAAAAUCUCUGAGUAGGUUCUGGGAGGCAUAUAAGAUACCUGGAGUGCCCAAUCCCCCUCGGAGAAUUGAGAUAUUGCAGGAUUUGGACAAUAUGUACCGUAAACUUUACAAACUUGAGUACGAGAAGGCUAUUGACGUCACAAGAGAUAAAGUAAGAGUGCGACUGUACACCAAGGCAGUUAGGCACAUGGAGCAGAUAUUGAUAAAGGAAUCAUAUGGUAUCCAGAUCAAAGGAAGAGCAGCGGUAGUUGGUUAA
Messenger RNA from Alternaria incomplexa, 2025 nucleotides. RefSeq lists its product as uncharacterized. Gene Ontology annotation, biological process: nucleolar large rRNA transcription by RNA polymerase I. Bases 1 to 2025 code for a protein of 674 amino acids. The record is from RefSeq and is a predicted model, not a curated record. Gene Ontology annotation, molecular function: RNA polymerase I general transcription initiation factor binding; RNA polymerase I transcription regulatory region sequence-specific DNA binding. Gene Ontology annotation, cellular component: RNA polymerase I core factor complex. NCBI's taxonomy places the organism in Eukaryota, Fungi, Ascomycota, Dothideomycetes, Pleosporales, Pleosporaceae. The transcript has 4 exons.